GGAAAUCGUCAAAACUGUUGCACAUUCACAAUGAAGAGUUUGGAUUUGUUUACAAAUGCUUCUGUCAUUAGAGGAGCCAGCUCGUUUCUAUAUGAGCGAUGAAGUCCUUUAACACAGUUUUCGUCACUGUUGGCACAACGAGGUUUGAUUCAAUGGUGGAUGCUGUGUGCAGUUCAGAGACGCUCCAAACACUACAUAAUUUAGGAUGUACUCGCUUAAUUGUUCAGUACGGCGCAGGUGACGAGAGUUCGGUCCAUGGUGCUAAGUUGGACGGGAUCAACGUGGAGAGCUAUCGACUGAAACCCAGCAUUACUGAAGAUAUCCAGAAAGCCGACUUAGUUAUAAGUCACGCAGGAGCUGGGAGUUGCUUAGAAGUCCUGAAGGAGAAUAAACCACUUGUUGUGGUUAUCAACGAUGAGUUGAUGGGGAAUCACCAGAUCGAAUUGGCUGAGCAGCUGCAUCUCGACGGGAACCUUUUCUAUUGCUCUCCUCAGGAUUUAAGGAAGACGCUGACCACUUGUGAUUUUGAUGGGUUGAAGCCCUACCACAAAGGUGACAUGACGCGAUUUGUUCAUUGUUUAGAUGAACUAAUGGGAUUCAAGUAGUUUUUCAAAGAUUUAUUAAAUUUGUUGUAAAGACA
Hermetia illucens (black soldier fly) is the source of this 640-nucleotide messenger RNA. RefSeq names its product UDP-N-acetylglucosamine transferase subunit ALG13 homolog (gene Alg13). Gene Ontology annotation, molecular function: hexosyltransferase activity. The coding region runs from base 99 to 605 and encodes 168 amino acids. The transcript has a single exon. Lineage: Eukaryota; Metazoa; Arthropoda; Insecta; Diptera; Stratiomyidae. The record is from RefSeq and is a predicted model, not a curated record. Gene Ontology annotation, biological process: dolichol-linked oligosaccharide biosynthetic process.